Salvia splendens (bonfire salvia) is the source of this 1812-nucleotide messenger RNA. Its product is annotated as berberine bridge enzyme-like 18. The transcript has a single exon. The record is from RefSeq and is a predicted model, not a curated record. NCBI's taxonomy places the organism in Eukaryota, Viridiplantae, Streptophyta, Magnoliopsida, Lamiales, Lamiaceae. Bases 90 to 1685 code for a protein of 531 amino acids. Gene Ontology annotation, molecular function: oxidoreductase activity; FAD binding.
CUAUGGAUUCAGUAAACACGAGUUGAUUAUAAAUUCUAUAAAUCGAACAUGAAAUAAACUAGUUUCUACAUAGACACAACAACUCAAUCAUGAAACCUUCAACCACUCUCUCUUUCAUUUUGGUUCUUCUUGCCACCAUUUCUUGCUCACAAGCAUCAUGUUGUGCCAACAAUUUUCUUCAAUGCCUGUCCCAAAAAUUCAACUACUCUUCCAUUUCCAACAACAUCUACACUCCAAUCAACUCUUCAUACACAUCCAUCUUAAAAAUAACCAUCCAAAAUCCAAGAUUUGACACAAAUUCAACCUCAAAACCGCUCGCAAUCAUCACUCCCGAACACGAAUCCCAGAUCCCGCCACUAAUCCUCUGCGCCAAACGCAGCGGCGUCCAGACCAGAACCCGAAGCGGUGGUCAUGACUUCGAGGGCCUGUCCUAUCAAUCCGAAGUCCCGUUUGUCAUAAUUGAUUUGAUCAAUUUCAGUGACGUUUUGGUUGACGUUGACCGCAAGACUGCCUGCGUCGGAUCUGGCGCAACCAUCGGUUCUUUAUAUUACUCGAUCGCAGCGAAAAGCCCCGUCCUGGGCUUUCCAGCUGGCACUUGUCCCAACGUCGGCAUCGGUGGGCACUUCAGCGGCGGAGGCUACGGCGCAAUGAUGCGGAAACAUGGCCUCGCGGCCGAUCACGUGGUCGACGCCAGAAUAGUCAACGCCAACGGCAGAAUCCUGGACAGAAAGUCAAUGGGCGAGGAUCUGUUUUGGGCAAUCAGAGGCGGCGGUGGGGCCAGCUUCGGCGUGAUUACUGCCUGGAAGGUACAACUGGUGGAUGUUCCAAAAACAGUCACUGUUUUUGGAGUCGGCAGAACUUUGGAACAGAACGUGACUCAGAUCGUUCAUCGCUGGCAACACGUGGCUCCUGAGCUAGACAAAGAUUUGUUCAUCGGAGUCUCGUUAUUAACUGCAAACUCAACUCAAUCCGGCACGAAAUUGACUGUUGUAGCUAAUUUUGCCUCGUUGUUUCUCGGUCGGAUCGACAGACUGCUUCCGUUGAUGAAGGAGAAGUUCCCGGAGUUAGGGCUAACGAGAGAAGACUGCUCGGAAGUGAGCUGGAUACAAGCAAUGGUGUUUAUAAGUGGUUUGCCCGUCGAAACACCGCCGGAGGUUUUACUCAACCGAACCGAUCCCGCGACAAGAAUUCCCUUCAAGGGGAAAUCGAACUACGUGCAACAACCGAUUCCUGAAUCCGGGCUCGAAGGCUUGUGGAGGCGUUUCUUCGAAGAGGAAGGCGCGAAUGCAGCGUUCGCGUUGAAUCCUUACGGUGGAAGAAUGGCAGAGAUCUCAGAAUCCGCCAUUCCGUUUCCCCAUAGGGCGGGAAACCUGUACAAGUUGUUGCAGGUGGUUUUCUGGAGAGAAGACGAGAACGAAGAUUCGGACAGGUAUAUAAAGUGGAAUCGAAGGGUUGAGAGAUACUUGACUCCUUAUGUUUCGAGGAAUCCGAGGGCAGCGUAUUUCAACUACAUAGAUCUUGACCUUGGAGUGAACAGUGUUGUUGGCGAGACGAGUUAUGAGCAAGCUAGCGUUUGGGGUAAAAGAUAUUUCAAGAAUAAUUUUGAUCGUCUUGUUCGGAUUAAGAGUGUGAUUGAUCCCGAGAAUUUCUUCAGGAACGAACAGAGUAUUCCGUCGUUGCACUAAUUGUUGUAAACAAAACAAACAUCUUGAUUUGUGUAUGUUGAUUUGCUUUGCUAUAUUUUGAUGUUUGGAAAAAUGCUUGUAAUAAUUAUUUCAUGUAAAUCAUAGGCCCGCCCACUCACUCGUUCAA